Messenger RNA from Paramuricea clavata, 3626 nucleotides. The record is from the annotation of a GenBank genome assembly. NCBI's taxonomy places the organism in Eukaryota, Metazoa, Cnidaria, Anthozoa, Malacalcyonacea, Plexauridae.
AUGGCAAACAAAGGCACUUUGAUCGCUCAAACAGAAACGGACCAGCUAAGGUCUGCUACCAUAACCAAAGAAGGUAUAACAGUCGUCUUUUUCUUGAGUAGUAGUAGGCUAACAAACGCGUAAAUUAAGGGCACAACACUGGCCCCAGACAUUUAGAUUCUCACUAUCCUUUCUUCAUUGUAAUACCGUUUACAUCGUUAUUUUUUACAAUAGAAAAUGCCAUCGGGCAAAUGAAGGUCACCGAUAAGCCUUCUGUUGACUUAACAGAUUUCAGUAACAACGAUGGUACAACCGUCAAACGUCAAAGGGAAAGUAAAAACAACAAUUUUAAAAUGGCAAGUUAAAACUAUUUAUUAGUUGACUACCAAUUUUUGUAAGUAGGCCUAUAAUUUUAAAAUAUAAAUUUUAAUCACCCACUGGAUUUAUAGGAUAUGAGUAGAAGCGAAGAAAGUGAUCAGUCAUUACAAAUGCAAGAUGACAGUCCUAGAGACGACAGUGAAGGCAUACAUAUAACUUCAAUCGUUUAUUCGUUCGGUUCUGUCCCUUGCAUACAGCUGUGAUUCGUACAGAAUCAUCAGUGACUAAUCGACGUUUGUGCUAAUCGAAAAAUCUGUCCAUUAUGUUUUAAAACACACUGACAGGUAUCAAUAAAUCAUUCUAUAUAAAAUGAUCUUGAAAGUAUCGCCGAACUGUACGAUGAAAGUUUAGACUCCAUACAUAACGAUGAAAGUUUAGAGCCCAUACAUAACGAUAAAAUUCGCCUGUAUAAAGGUGACCCAGCUCUGCCAGUAUACCGUUGGGGUCUGACAAAAGGCAUGUGUACAGAUGAUGUUGCUGAACUUUUAGUAAAUCGUUGUAUAAACCACUCUCGAAUUGCUACGCGCGGCCCAACAAGUGUCGAAAACAACGCCGUUUUUGUAGUGGACAGAUCGAAGAUCCCAGAAAAAGAUGACCUGAAAUUUGAUGACCUAGGUGCAUGGGAGUCCGAAGGCUCAAAGAAGCUGUUUUACAGUAUGGACGGGGAUGGGAAACUUGCCAAAUCAGCAAAGGAUAAACUACCGAAUAAACAAGUCGGUGUUUUUGUCAUCCAACGGCAGUGGUACAGAAAUUUAAGCAUGGAUCAAGGGAGCACAGCAGUAUUGUUUUCGAGACUUUCGUACCUGUAUAUGGCUGUAAAAUCUAUGAAUAGGUAGUCUUUGUCUUCUUUGGUUCGCUAAUUUGCAUAUAAACACUAAAACACUGUUUUUAAAUUCGUAAACAAGCCAGCAAUUUCUUUAUAUUUUCGUAUUUUUACAUGGUCGUCGCUGUACAUUGUAUCGCAUGUAACGGUUUUGUAAAUACGCGCGAAACUUACAAUAAGAAAUAGAGGGGAGUAAAACUGUGGGCACGUGAUCAAUAUUAACCAAUAACACUUCGGGAUUUGAGAACCGCUUUCUCCAAGGUUAGUAGCAAAACCAAAUGCUUACAAUCAGAUUAGAGUUAACCUGAAGUUCAGACCCUAAUUUGAAAAAGGGCCUGAACUAUUCUGUAAUAGGGCCUGAACUUCAGGUUAGAUUAGAGUCGACUGUAUUAAAAAGCCUACCAAAAAAAGUCGACUGUAUUAAAAAGCCUACCUGUGCCUAGCAACGGUUGCUGUGCCUAGCAAUUUGCUACAGCGUCUGUCGAAAGAUUUUACCGGAUGUGCCCACAGUUUCACUCCCCUCUAUUUCUUAUUGUAAGUUUCGCGCGUAUUUACAAAACCGUUACAUGCGAUACAAUGUACAGCGGACGACCAUGUAAAAAUACGAAAAUAUAAAGAAAUUGUUGGCUUGUUUACGAUUUUAAAAACAGUGUUUUAGUGUUUAUAUGCAAAUUAGCGAACCAAAGAAGACAAAGACUCACUAUUCAGAGAUUUUACAGCCAUAUACAAGUACGAAAGUCUCGAAAACAAUACUGCUGUGCUCCCUUGCAUGGAUUCGCUUCAAAGAAUAAUAAUACAGCUCGUGAGUCCGCUUCAACGAUCCAAAAGAUCUGGUAUUCAUUCAAUACAUAUUCAACAACGGCGAACAACCCGUUAAAGUAAACUUACAUGGAAAUGCUAAAAGUAUACAAGGUGUGGUGCGUACCAAAGAACGAUGCAGAGCACAAAAAAAUGAUAAAGGAGAACAUUGGAACAUUGCCAGAUCGUUCAACAGUGCAUAAAGUGAUCAAUGAAAGGGGAGGAAUAAUAAAAUCGGAUCAUCUGGAGCGUUACCGCGUAAUAGGAGACAGGUUUACAACAUCACAAGAGAAGUAAAGAAGCAGAAAGAACCCCUAACGCACAUAGAAGAUCCAAUGCUGCAAGUUUUAGCAAAAGCCAAAGAGGAACAACAAGGACGGGAUGAAGAUAUUUUUAUUCGUGAAAUACCUCUUUUCCCUGAGCCAAUCGUCUUUAUUGCCAACAAGCAGCAACUGGUUGACAUUUAACCUUUUUGCACGAAUCCUGAGUUUUGCGUAUUAGGCGUAGAUGCGACAUUCCAAAUUGCCUCGUUUUACUUCACCUUUACGACCUACAGAAUUUGAUGCUAACUACGAAGAACGGUAAUCAUCCAGUGUAUAUUGGUCCUGGUAUUCUCCACAAGCAGAAGCUUAAAACAUCGUAUCAAACGUUGCGUUUACUGAUGACAAAAUAUCACCAGAAGGCUGCAGGCGUGCUGGUUUAUGGAACAGAUGGAGAAAAAAUCUUGCAGAUGCAUUUUCAGACGUUUUUCCACAUGCACAACAUCUUUUCUGCGACAUUCAAAAGGAAACUUGACGUCCAGUGUGGUAUAACAGAUCGCCCAGCGACAGAAAUCAUGAAUGAUAUCUUUGGUAACGAAAUAGAAGAUCAAGUAGAAGGAGGAUUAAUUCAUACCACGUCAGCUGACGAGUUCUGCGCUUGCUUACAAUCUGCUGUGUGCAAGUGGACAACUUUGCACGAAGAUUACUUUCUGAAAUCCAAAGCAAAGAUCAUUCGUGAAUCUGCCAGGUCAGAUAUAAGAUCGAUGUGCGGGUUUGGCUACCCAUCUACGCUGUACACACAAAACGCAAAUGAGUGCAUGAAUCGGAUCAUAAAGGCAGACCAAGAUCCAAAGUCCUCGAAGCAUCAGACUGCUCUUUUGCCAUACAUCGAAAGAAUUCGCGCAGAAGUGGCACGACAACAUGACGAGCAAUUCUUGGCUGUUCUGCGACUUGGUCAGUAUCGCCUUAGCGACAAGUUCUCUUUCCUACGCGUGGAAGAAAAUAAUUUCUUUCGCAUGAACGACUCCCAGAAGAAAGCAUUAAAGAAAAAAAUCUUCACUGCGCCCGUUUCCGAGACUAGACAACGCGAAGAACAAGUAUUGAAUGGCGAGUUAUCGGUAUUAACUGAGAGGUCUGGAAUUAUUAGUAUUCUUUCCCAGUACUUGAUGCCAUGUUCACGAAAGCUGCGACCUAUGUACGCGAUGGAGAUAAAACUUGGAAAGUUCCAGCUGACGAGGUCAACCGCGGUUCAUCCGAAACGUACCUGGUUCAUAGCAGACGCAACUCCAAUCCACAUAAAGUUGUUUGGACGAAGAAGACCAAUCGCGUACAAUGCGAUAAAGCUUGUAUCAACUGGUCCACCUACACUCUGUGCUCACACUGCCUAA